AUGCCUGGAAUUGGCCCUGUCUGUGUCAAAGCUUGUGUGGAAAGCGUCACCUCCAAGAACCUUCUAGAACUCUGUCUGCAUAUCAUGUUGGCUGAUCUGGCUUUCUAUGUUGAUGAUAUGGUGACCUUCCCAGAGGUGGCUGUGUGCUUCUCCCCAGAUGAGUGGCCAUGCCUGGAUGCCUCUCAGAGGAAGCUCUACAGAGACGUGAUGCUGGAGACCUACGAGCACCUGCGGGCUACAGGGCAUCAUCCUGAGAAGCCUGUGCUGAUUUCUUGGUUGGAAGGAGGAGCCCUGGGGAGGCAUCAGAGAGACAUGUUUGUCGCAGAAGCAAAGCCAGAGUUCUAUCCAUGUCCCUUCUGCUCUCUUGCCUUCUCCAUCCCGAACUUCCUCACUCGUCACAUGAAACUUAGCCAUCCCUCUGGGAUAUUUCCUGGAACAUCCUCAAGAAAGCAUCCUGAAUCAGAGAAGUCUUGUCCACGUGAACAGAAUCAAGGGCAGCAACAUUCUGAUCCAUUUAAUGACAAAGUUGACGAACCAAGGAAUGACAUACAUGAAAAUCAAAAGCAGAAAGAAAGCUCCAUACCUUUGGCUAAGAAGAUAAGGCAUAAAAGAAUUUCAGCAACCAUUUCUAGACUAAAAAGCAGUAAAAGACGGAGCUCUAAUAAACAUGAGAUGGCAAUUCAGGAAGAAACGCUCACAGGGCCCAAAGCAAAUCCAAAGGACACAGGCAGCUUCAAAGAUGGAUCAAAUCUCGUCACCCACCAGAGGACUCAAACAAAGGAGAAGACCUAUAUUGGCAGGGACUGUGGGCGAGGCUUCAGUGAGAGGUCAAAACUCAUCAGCCACCAGAGAGAACCCACUGGGGAGAAUUCCUACGUUUGCAAGGAGUGUGGAAAAGCCUUCACUCUGAGUUCAAAUCUCAUCAGACACAAGUGGACACACUCAGGAGAGAAGCCCCACAUUUGCAGUGUGUGUGGGCGAGGUUUCAUUCAGAGGUCACAGCUCAUUAGUCAUCAGAGAGGACAUACAGGGGAAAAGCCCUAUGUUUGCCAGGAGUGUGGGAAAGCCUUCCGUAUGAAUUCACAUCUCAUCAGACACCAGAGGACACACUCAGGAGAGAAGCCCCAUGUUUGCAGUGUGUGUGGGCAAGGCUUAACUCGGAGAUCACAGCUCAUCAUACACCAGAGGAUACACUCAGGGGAGAAGCCCCAUAUUUGCGUUUAUUGUGGACAAGGCUUCAGUGUUAAGUCGUCUCUCAUUAGACACCAGAGGACACACACAGGGGAAAAGCCCCAUGUUUGCAGUGAAUGUGGGCGAGGCUUUAGUCAGAUAUCAGGUCUCAUCAAACAUCAAAGGAUCCACACAGGAGAAAUGCCCCAUGUUUGCAGUGAAUGUGGGCGAGGCUUUAGAGAGAGGUCAUAUCUCAUUAUACACCAGAGAAUGCAUUCAGGGGAGAAGCCCUAUAUCUGUAGGGAUUGUGGGCGAGGUUUCAUUAACAGGUCAUAUCUCACACAACACCAGAGGACGCACACAGGGGAGAAGCCCUAUGUUUGCAGGGAGUGUGGGCGAGGCUUCAGUCAGAAUUCACUACUCAUCUUACACAAGAGGACACACACAGGAGAGAAACCCCAUGUUUGCAGUGUGUGCGGGCGAGGCUUCAGUAGGAGGUCACAGCUCAUCACACACCAGAGAAUACAUACAGGGGACAAGCCCCAUGUUUGCAGGGAAUGUGGGCGAGGCUUCAGUGACAGAUCAUGUUUCAAAAAACACCAGAUGACACACACAGGGGAGAAGCCCCAUAUUUGCAGGGAGUGUGGGCAAGGCUUUAGUCAGAGAUCGCAGCUCAUCUCACACCAGAGGACACACACAGGAGAGAAGCCCCAUGUUUGCAGGGAGUGUGGGCAAGGCUUUAGUCACAAGUCAAAUCUCAAAAUACACCUGAGAAGACACACGGGGGAAAAGCCCUAUGUUUGCAGAGAAUGUGGGCGAGGCUUUACAGUAUGUUCAGCUCUCAAGAUACACCAGGGGACACACACAGGGGAGAAGCCCCAUAUUUGCGGGGAGUGUGGGCGAGGCUUCAGUCAGUUGUCAGGUCUCAUCAAACACCAGAGGGGACACAUAAGGGAGAUGCCCCAGGUUGAUGCACUGGGGACUAAUGAAUGGUAAU
Suncus etruscus (white-toothed pygmy shrew) is the source of this 2167-nucleotide messenger RNA. Its product is annotated as zinc finger protein 345-like. The record is from RefSeq and is a predicted model, not a curated record. The transcript is spliced from 4 exons. Gene Ontology annotation, biological process: regulation of DNA-templated transcription. NCBI's taxonomy places the organism in Eukaryota, Metazoa, Chordata, Mammalia, Eulipotyphla, Soricidae. Bases 1 to 2166 code for a protein of 721 amino acids. Gene Ontology annotation, molecular function: zinc ion binding.